CGGCCGCCUGCGAUUAGCUGAAAGAGUGGGUCGUCCUCGCGAACACAGACGAUCUUCGCCGAGUCCGUGUACAAGGUGGGGCGCACAGUCUGCUGGAGAACUUGUAAAAGUUGUGCGUGAAGCGGAUUUCUGAGUGAACGGCAGGAAAACACCUCAGCAGGUCGUCAGAACUCGAGAGCAGAGCUGUGAGCCACCUGACCUAGACCAGAGUCAUGGCCUCUGGUAAGAACAAAAACCAGAGCUCUCUGGUUCUCCACAAGGUGAUCAUGGUGGGCAGCGGCGGUGUAGGGAAGUCAGCCCUAACCCUGCAGUUCAUGUAUGACGAGUUCGUGGAGGACUACGAGCCCACCAAAGCCGACAGCUACAGGAAGAAGGUGGUGCUGGACGGCGAGGACGUGCAGAUUGACAUUUUGGACACGGCGGGUCAAGAAGACUACGCAGCCAUCAGGGAUAACUAUUUCCGCAGUGGCGAGGGCUUCCUGCUCGUCUUCUCCAUCACAGAGCACGAGUCAUUCACAGCAACGUCGGAGUUCAGGGAGCAGAUCCUGCGGGUGAAAGAAGAGGAGGCCAUCCCUCUCCUUCUGGUGGGGAACAAGUCAGAUCUGGAGGAUCGGCGGCAGGUUUCUGCUGAAGAGGCCACGGCAAAGGCAAGCGAGUGGGGCGUCCAAUACGUGGAGACCUCAGCCAAGACGAGAGCCAAUGUGGACAAGGUGUUCUUUGACCUCAUGAGGGAGGUCCGCAAGAAGAAAAUGUCUGAGAGCAAAGACAAAAAUGGGCCGAGUGGCAAGAAGAAGAAGAAGCACUGCUGCGUACUCUGAGCUCAGCGGCAACGCGACCGUGUGCCAAAAACCAAAGAAAAGGAAAACUUCUCUGAGAGAGACUGAAGCAGCUUCAGAUGAGCAGCUGCAAAUGCACUCGAUACGUUCACUCCUCACUUGCCAAACACAGAGCACAACACUCUUGUUUCUCUUCUUCUUUGGCGUCUGCUUGUUCUCCACAUGAUACUACUCACUCUUUGUGCACAGCUGUGAAUGGCCCAAAGUAUGUGGACACGUCUGCUAUAUGUCUGGUAUUAACGUGCUGCUCAUGUCAGCAUCUGAGGGCUGUGGGGCAGAUUGAAAUCGUGCUUUAUCUACACAACAAUCAGAUUACUUUAACUCUCCUCACUGCCAGCUGUGUCCACAAACAUAUGGCACAUGUAGAAGACCACAAGUAUUUUUUUUUUU
Molecule: messenger RNA, 1226 nt
Organism: Haplochromis burtoni (Burton's mouthbrooder)
Lineage: Eukaryota; Metazoa; Chordata; Actinopteri; Cichliformes; Cichlidae
Product: ras-related protein ralB-B
Exons: 5
Coding region: 213-818 (201 amino acids)
Biological process (GO): Ras protein signal transduction
Cellular component (GO): plasma membrane
Molecular function (GO): GTPase activity; GTP binding; GDP binding
Source: RefSeq, a predicted model, not a curated record